Messenger RNA from Arabidopsis lyrata subsp. lyrata, 969 nucleotides. Its product is annotated as CLAVATA3/ESR (CLE)-related protein 1. Gene Ontology annotation, biological process: cell-cell signaling involved in cell fate commitment. The record is from RefSeq and is a predicted model, not a curated record. The transcript has a single exon. NCBI's taxonomy places the organism in Eukaryota, Viridiplantae, Streptophyta, Magnoliopsida, Brassicales, Brassicaceae. Bases 549 to 773 code for a protein of 74 amino acids. Gene Ontology annotation, molecular function: receptor serine/threonine kinase binding.
AGUCUUUUCUUCUCCUAAUAACACAUGCAUCUUCAACACUUCACUUUUUUCUUGAAAUUUUCCUUUGUGGGUAUAUACUAUGAAUACAUUUACAUCUAACAAUGAAAUCAUUCGCAUUAUUCAAAAAGUAUACAUACUUUGUAUAGUUUUUGCUUAUCACACAUGCAUAUAAAUAUUGGUAGCUUACUUUGAUAUGUUUUAUAUCACUAAACGUUGACAAAAGGAAUAUAUGCUGAUCUCGAAUGAGCACUAGGAGAAGUUUAAAACUCGUCAAUUAUAAAUCUCCUUCCACGACCGCCUUAUUUUUUUUUUCUGUUGCCUUAUCUAUUUUUAUAAUGUAUAGCCAAUAAUAAGUUAUCAUUUCAAUGUGUGAUUCAUCAUGAUCCCAAUGCCAUAUCUCUAUAUAAAUUGUCUCUACCAUGUGCUGAAAAAUACACAAACCAUCUAAUACCAUUUUUCUAAAAAUACACAAGCCAUCUAAUACCAUUUUUCUAAAAGUAGCACCUUUCUAAAUUGAAAUCAUUAUCACAUAACGCAAUAACGCAUGCAUGGCUAACUUGAAAUUUUUGCUGUGCUUGUUCUUGAUCUGCGUUUCCUUAUCGCGUUCAUCAGCGUCUCGACCGCUGUCCCCAAACGCAGACGGUACUAAACGAGGGCGUAUGAUGAGAGAAGCCGAGGAAGUGUUGAAAGCGAGUAUGGAGAAGCUAAUGGAAAGAGGUUUUAAUGAGUCCAUGAGACUCAGUCCUGGAGGUCCUGAUCCUCGCCAUCACUAAGUAGUAAGUACUACUCUCGUAGUUUUGAAUUCGAGGAUGUAUAUUUUUUGUUCUUGAUCGAGAACCGGUUUAGAAGAAAACAUAUCGAUCCUUUUUGUUUUUUAGCCUUGUUUGUUCGUUCGGUGUAAGUGUGUAACCAAUAAAUUGAUGUAUCUUUUUCGUUACACAUUUAUGAAUUUUGCAUGCUUUACGUACC